Molecule: messenger RNA, 1758 nt
Organism: Chondrus crispus (carragheen)
Lineage: Eukaryota; Rhodophyta; Florideophyceae; Gigartinales; Gigartinaceae
Source: the annotation of a RefSeq genome assembly
AUGUCCAUAAGUCAUAAUAAAGUAACUGGAGCUUUUGCUUUACUUGAUAGUUUAGUUAGACAUAACGUUGAAUAUAUAUUUGGAUACCCUGGUGGAGCAAUUCUGCCUAUAUAUGACGAAUUAUACAGAUGGGAAAAAUCUGGUAAGAUUAGACAUAUUUUGUCAAGGCAUGAACAAGGUUCUGCACAUGCUGCUGAUGGUUAUUCUAGAUCUACUGGAAAAGUAGGUGUUUGUUUUGCAACAUCUGGACCAGGUGCAACAAAUUUAGUUUCAGGUAUUGCAACUGCACAAAUGGAUUCUGUUCCUUUAUUAUUAAUUACAGGUCAAGUUGCUAGACCAUUCAUAGGUACAGAUGCUUUUCAAGAAGUUGAUAUUUUUGGUAUAACUUUACCAAUCGUCAAACAUUCUUAUGUUGUUAGAGAUCCUAGAAAUAUGUCAAAGAUAAUCUCUGAAGCUUUUUAUAUAGCACAACAUGGUAGACCCGGUCCAGUAUUAAUUGAUGUUCCUAAAGAUGUAGGUUUGGAGAAAUUUGUGUAUAAUCCUAUUGAUCCAGGACAAGUUUUUUUGUUAGGUUGUAGGCCUUUUUUAAAGCCAAAUAAUAAACAAAUUAUAAAAUUUAUAAAACUAUUAGAGAAUUCUAGUCAACCUUUAUUAUAUGUUGGUGGUGGAUCGAUAAUUUCUGGUGCUCACCAAGUUAUAAAGGAAUUAGCUGUUAAAUUUCAAAUACCUAUAACAACAACUUUAAUGGGUAAAGGAAUUAUUGAUGAAAAAGAUGAUUUAUCUUUAGGUAUGCUUGGCAUGCAUGGUACAGCAUAUGCUAACUUUGCUGUUAGUGAAAGUGAUUUAUUAAUUGCUUUAGGUGCUCGUUUUGAUGAUAGAGUUACAGGCAAAUUAGAUGAAUUUGCCUGUAAUGCUCAAGUUAUUCAUAUUGAUAUUGAUCCAGCUGAAGUAGGUAAAAAUAGAAUACCGCAAUUAGCUAUUAUUGGAGAUAUUAAUAAUGUUUUACAAGAUAUUAUGGACUAUAUUGAAAAUAAUCAGAAUAUUUUGUAUACAACGGAUCAAACGAGGUCAUGGAGAGAAAGAAUUGAUUUGUGGAAACAUCAAUAUCCAUUAUUAGUACCAACAAAUGUUAACACUUUAUCCUCUCAAGAGAUUUUAUCUUCCUUAUGCAUAAUGGAACCUAAUGCAUAUUUUACAACUGACGUAGGUCAGCAUCAAAUGUGGGCAGCGCAAUUUCUUAAUGUUUUACCUCGUCAUUGGAUUUCUAGUGCUGGUCUAGGUACUAUGGGUUAUGGUCUUCCAGCUGCUAUAGGUGUACAAAUUGCAUAUCCUAAUGAAAAAGUUGUUUGUGUUAGUGGUGAUGCUAGUUUUCAAAUGAAUCUUCAAGAAUUAGGUACUAUUGCUCAGUAUAAUUUACCAAUAAAAAUUAUCAUUAUUAAUAAUAAAUGGCAAGGUAUGGUUAGACAAUGGCAACAAGCUUUUUAUGGUGAACGUUAUUCUCAUUCCAAUAUGGAAAAAGGUUCUCCUAAUUUUAUAGAAUUAGCAAAAUCGUUUGGAAUUGCAGGAUUUGAGUUAACGCUACGUAAGGAUAUCGACACGAUCUUGGAAUCUUUUUUGAAUUGCAAUGGACCUUGUUUACUAGAUUGUAAAGUUACAGAAGAUGAUAAUUGUUAUCCAAUGGUUGCACCAGGCAAAAGUAAUGCACAAAUGAUAGGUAUUAUAAAGCAAUCUAAAGUAACUAAUUCAUUACUUAAUUAG